This is a messenger RNA of Onthophagus taurus, 7291 nucleotides long. Its product is annotated as agrin. Gene Ontology annotation, cellular component: extracellular region. The record is from RefSeq and is a predicted model, not a curated record. Gene Ontology annotation, biological process: multicellular organism development; regulation of BMP signaling pathway; cell differentiation. NCBI's taxonomy places the organism in Eukaryota, Metazoa, Arthropoda, Insecta, Coleoptera, Scarabaeidae. Gene Ontology annotation, molecular function: protein binding; calcium ion binding.
ACACAGUUCACCCCGGGCGAACUUCGCGUAGAAAGCACGUGUUUAAAGAGCUUUGAGACUAUCGAAGUAUCGUUCGCGUUUAAAAUUGGAACAAAAAAAUUUAAUCGUCGUUCCUCGUGCGAAUUUAACAGUCCACGUGUUUCAAGAAGUAUUAUAGAACGUGGUAAAGUACCGGAAACUGUGGAGAUAACAAUGGCGGCCGUCGGAUCAGUCGCGGCGUACUUUUUUGCGAUAGGCGACGACGCGUCGGCGUCGGUGGCGGAGUCGUCGAGUUUUCGCAGAGCCGGUUAAACUGUGGAAAUUAAAUCCGAUUUAAUGCGAGCGAAAUGUCUAGUGCGAGGGUGGCCACGUCGGUUUGCAAGCCUGACGGUUACGUGAACGGUUACCGAACACACCAGGCUCCCCAAACGUACAACACGUCUUGGCACGUACGGGAACCACCGACGUACGGCUUAGACCACACACUUCAGACGGAAAGUAAAGAAGAGGCGGAUUCCUGCUGCAAAUGUUUGCCGAAAACUGAUUUGCCUCAAGACCAGGCGACGAUGAGGUACAACAAUCCUCAAUCUGCCACGAAUGUAGUCGCCUCUUACGGCGUCUACCACGACGCCGGUCUUCGUAAUGAAGACGACGAGGAUGGCUUCAUUCCUCGAUCUAACGCCUACAGAGGCGUCGUCGUAACCGCCGCCGGCGGAACCAGCGUCGUGGCGCCCAACGACCAACUUCCGCCCGAUUCGGAAACGUGCGGCUGGUGUGUUAACCCUCGAUCGCAGAGUGCGACGUCCACGGAGUCCUGCUGGACCCCAUGGUGCAAACCCACAAUCCUCCUACUGAUCCUAGUGCUGCUAGUCAUCGUUUUCGUGUUGGUCUCCGGCGUUCUCCUCUAUUUUAACUAUUCAGCUCAUAAGCCGAAGCAACAAUUUAUCGAAGAACCAUGCGAGAAGAUGUUCUGCAACUGGGGAGCCCAGUGCAUCACCGGCGCAGACGGCAGGCCUUACUGCCAGUGCCAGACACACUGCAGGCCCUUCACCGAUCCCGUUUGCGGAACUGACGGCAAAACAUAUCCCAAUCAGUGUCAGCUGCGGGUCGCGUCUUGCAGAGCAAGGCUGAACACCAGAAUACGGCAUGCCGGAGAAUGUUCUCCUUCUGAGCAAAGUGACCCCUGCCGGGACAAACAGUGUGGCUUUGGAGCGAAGUGCGUGCCGACUCCAGAUGGACGCAAUUUCACCUGCCAAUGCCCGGAUAAGUGCCCCAACUAUGGGGAUCACUCGAUGUCCCGACCCGUUUGUGGCACAGACGGCGCAGAUUACAAAGACCAAUGUGAACUACGAAAGAACGCUUGUACUACCAACGCCAAUAUAACGGUCAAGUUCUAUGGAAAGUGUGAUCCUUGCGCUGGCGUGAGGUGUGCGGAACCCGAAGUGUGUCAACUGGAUGACCACCGUAACCCAAUAUGCAGAUGUGGAGAAUCGUGCGCCCUAGAACUAACCCCCGUGUGUGGAAGCGAUGGAAAGACGUACCCCAACGAGUGUUCUUUACGACAGGAAUCCUGCCGGAUGAGGAAAACGUUGCAUAUCAUCUAUAGAGGAAAAUGCAGUUCAGGCGUUAACCCUUGUAUGAGCGUCAAGUGCACGCUAGGAGAAGAAUGCGCCAUCAAUAAGUUCGGAAUAGCAAAAUGUGAAUGUCCGCCUUCCUGCGAACCCGUAAUGAGACCGGUUUGUGCCAAAGACGGGAGAACUUAUCCAUCGGAGUGUGAGAUGAAGAGGUCGGCGUGUAACUCCAGAACGACUAUUCAAAUAGCCCAUGCAGGAGUUUGCGGAGAAGUAGGACCCUGCAGUAACCAUGUGUGUUCCCACGGAGCGUCUUGCGUAGCCACAGGAAAUGUACCCCAUUGCGAAUGUCCGAUUUGCCCCGCAGAAUUCGAACCGAUUUGCGGCUCCGAUGGGAUAACUUAUGGAAACGAGUGCAAACUAAGGCAGGAGGCAUGUAAGCACCAGUCAGAGACGAGGGUGUUAUAUUACGGAUCUUGCAAUGACUGCGAGAACAAAAAGUGCGAUUUUCACGCGUCCUGUGAAAGCGACGGAGCCGAGACCCGCUGCGUCUGUCCCGAAACUUGCAAAGAUGAGUUGAACAAAGGAUUAGUUUGCGGAACAGACGGUAUCACGUACCCCAGCGAGUGCGAGAUGAUGAAAACGUCCUGCAAAACCAAACAGUACAUACUAGUCGCUUACAAAGGGGAUUGCGACCUUUGUAAGGACGUCGAGUGCAAGUUUGGGGCGAGAUGCGAGGCGGGCCAAUGCGUCUGCCCUACGGACUGCCAGGGAUCAGGUGACGAACCUGUCUGCGCCUCCAACAUGAUCACCUAUCCGAACGAAUGCGAACUUCAAAAAGCCACUUGCCAACUGCCUCGGGACGCGUCCCAAUUAACGGUCGUUUUCUACGGGGAUUGCAGAGAAAGAUAUCCCAUUGCAUUAACGACACUUUCCUCUCCGACCGCACUCAACACCGCCGGAACCAUUUCUUUAGAAUUCGACCCUUUCACCGAAACGCCUACAGUAUCCGGGGCCGAAUCUUCCGCCGCCGAAAAGGAAGCUUGCAGAGACAUCCACUGCGACUUCGAGGCUACUUGCGAGUUAGGUCCAGAUAACUUCCCCAGGUGCACGUGCCAAUUUGACUGCGCUAACGCCGCACUUGAAGCUUCAUCGAAACCCGUUUGCGCUUCCGAUCUCCGCACGUAUCCUUCCUUGUGUGCUAUGAAAAUGGAAGCCUGCCAACGACAAGAAGAGCUCAGAUUGCGCCCGUUAGAGCUAUGUCAAGGAAUGGAGGUCAAACCAUGUAACGGAGAGAAGCCGCUCUUGGAUGGCAACACAGGGAAACCCCUCGACUGCGGCAAUGGCCCCAACAGGCAAGAUUGUCCCUCCGGAAGCUAUUGCCAUCAAACGACACGUUUCGCAAGGUGUUGUCACAAAGAUCAAGCUAUUUCUCAACCGAAAACUUGCGAGGACAGCUGGUUCGGUUGUUGCCCCGACAACAAGACGCCUGCCCAAGGACCAGAUUACGCCGGCUGUCCGUCGCUAUGUAGAUGCAACCGUUUAGGAUCUUAUUCCGACAUCUGCGACCCAGAAACUCAACAGUGUCAUUGCAAACCGGGAGUCGGCGGAGAGAAAUGCGAUAGAUGCGAACCCGGAUAUUGGGGCUUACCCAAAAUCUCCUCUGGCUAUCAAGGAUGCAUCCCUUGCGCAUGUUCAACUUUUGGUUCCGUUAGAGACGAUUGCGAACAAAUGACCGGUAGGUGCGUCUGCAAACCAGGCAUACAAGGCCAAAAGUGCACCGUUUGCAAUAAUCACGACAAAAUCCUUGGCCCCAACGGUUGCGUUUCCGCCGAUUUAGUUUCGCCUCCCCCAAUAUCUUGCAAAGACUUAACGUGCCACUUUGGGGCAACGUGCAAAGAGAAAAAUGGUUUAGCUUUUUGCGAAUGUCAUUCCGAAUGUCCCGAAGAACCGAAUCCUCAAAUCGUUUGCGGAAAUGAUGGCCAAACGUACUCUUCAGCUUGCCAACUACGAUUAUUAGCGUGCAGAACCCAAAAGGAUAUCGUAGUACAAGCUUUUGGAACGUGCAAAGAAGAUAUGUUUGCCGGAACAGAUUGGCCCGUUAAGAGAUACACCCCCCAACAAUUUACCCAACCUGACGACUCAAAUUCCCCACUAUCGAAAUCAACACGUCAUUUAGCUCCGGAUUCACGGUAUUAUUACGAAAGGAAAGAAUUGAUUCGACCCCCGCAAGGUGCCCCUUACUCUUUGGAUCCCAUCGACGAGAAUGAAACUCCCGAAAACAACCUGUCUCUCGCAGGAUCGGAUAACAUUUAUAAUUCCCGCGUAGGAAACUACGCCGCCGCCUUCAGGCCCACACCAGCAACGGUGCAAGUAACAGCUCUUUUGGGGGAUCUAUGCUCUGAUAAUUCAGACUGCUUCAUACCUUACAGCAAUUGCGUACGCGGUGCGUGUACAUGUCUUCCAAAUUACGUUGAAUCAACUGAUCGACAAGAAUGUAUAGCUGAUAUAGUUCCAACCGAUGAGUAUAGAGCAUGCAGUUCAACGCCGUGUUAUUAUUAUUCAAGAUGCAUCGAUUUACCAUCAGCAACAUUCAAGUGCGUUUGCUCGGCAAAUUAUACGGGGAUCUACUGUGAGAAUUUAAUCAUCUUCAAAGAUUAUGAUGUACCAGCCUUCGAGGGUAGAUCCUAUGUCAGACUGGAACCACUAAAAGCGUAUCACAAGCUCAGCAUCGAAGUCGAGUUUAAAGCGUACGCGUACGAUGGCAUAAUUCUUUAUAACCAACAAAGAGCUGAUGGAAGUGGCGAUUUUGUUUCGCUAGCUCUCGUAAACGGAUUUGUUCAAUUUAAAUAUAAUUUGGGGAAUGGUCCUGUAAUAAUUACGUCUUUAGAUCGUAUUCAGCUGAAAAGGUUUCAUAAAGUUAUUAUUAAGAGGUACCAUAGGGAUGGAAUAUUGAAAGUGGACGACAACGAAGAUGUGGCCGGACAAUCGCAAGGUAAUCUUCGAGCUUUGGAUCUUGAAGAAGAUGCUUUUAUUGGAUAUGUUCCGUCCAAUUACUCAAGGGUAUACGAGAACGUUGGCAUCGACAGAGGACUACAGGGUUGUAUUAGACGGUUAAGGAUCGGGAGGCGAACGGUUGAAUUACACCGGAAUAGAGAAUUGGUCAUAAAGACCGAGGGGGUCCAUGAAUGUGGGGAAAGUCCAUGCUCAAGUGUCCCCUGUCAAAACGAUGGCAUAUGUAAAGCCCUUAAUUCAGAAUCGUACAAAUGCGAAUGUAAACCGACGUACGUCGGUGAUUUUUGUGAAAAAACCGUCGAUGGAUGCAUCUCAAACCCGUGCCAAGGAGGCUCUACCUGUGAUUCUCUGCCAAACGGGAAGUUCCUCUGCAGGUGCCCUCCGGGGAGACGAGGAAAAACUUGCGAAAUUGUUGAUAACGAAAUCGAUAUAUCCAUCCCGGAGUUUAACGGCUCCAGCUUCGUUGAAUUCCCCAAACUGGAGGGGAUCGGAAAGUCCUUCACCUUCGAAGUAUUCUUUCUUUCAAAAGUUAACAACGGACUCAUCUUGUACAACGGGCAAAUGAAAAACGGCAGGGGUGACUUUAUCUCACUCAACCUCGUACAUGGAUACGUUCAAUUUCGGUUUAACUUGGGAAGUGGAAUUGCUAACAUCACAUCAAAAGAAACAAUAAUACCAGGAAAUUGGCAUUGGAUUCGAAUAACACGAAACGGAAGGGAUGGAACCCUUCAAUUAGACAAUGCAACAAUAGUGAAAGGUCAUUCGGGGCAACCAUUAACAGAAUUAAACCUCGAUCUACCAUUCUUCAUAGGAUCGGUUUCGUCGUGGCAAGAAGUCCAUCGUUUGGCCGGAAUUUCGAAGGGAUUUAGAGGGGCAAUCCAAAGAAUCGUUUUGAACGGUAACCCUCUCCCGCUAUCUGGAAAUAUGCUUCCGUGUUCUUUCAUCCCGCCCAAUAACACCGGAUGUGGUUAUCAAAUCCGCGUUUAUGACGGUACGCCCUGUCCGAUAAGCAAAAAUCCUUGCCAAAACAACGGAUUAUGUCUCCCACAUUUAAAUGAUUACAUAUGUCAGUGUCACUCUAAUUAUGAAGGAAGUCAUUGCGAAAACGAAAAACAUGAAUAUUCAGCAAUCAAAUUUAAUGGAAACACAUUUCUGCAAUACAAAAAUCGGGGAUAUAAAAGUGUAAACGGUACCAACAUAAAUUCGGAAUUAUCAGAAGAAUAUUCUUUGAACGAUGAUGAUGAAAUGGAAACGGAAAAUGAAUAUGGUUAUUUAGAAUAUGAGGAUAACAAUUUUUAUGAUACUAACACAAACGAUGACUUAGGGAAAAAGGAAGAACGUGGAAAUAGAUACGAACUGACGAUACGCACGUUCGUUUCCGAUGGACUUUUAUUAUGGCGCAGUAAAACGAAAAGUUUAAAAGAAGACUAUUUCUCCAUAGCUAUCGUCAAUGGACACCCAGAAGUCAGUUUUAAUCUGGGAAAACAAAAAGAUUUCUGGGUUGUAAGAGCGAAAUCUAGAGUUGAUGAUGGAAAAUGGCAUACAGUACACGUAAAAAGAAGAAAACGAAUAAUAUUCAUAGCAGUUGAUGGAGAAGAACCUAUGAAAGGUGUAGCUGAAAAAGGAGCAAUUUCUUUAGCAACUACAUCGAAAUUAUGGAUAGGUGGCAUGGGAAAUUUGCCAAGAGGUUUACCAGCCGCAUAUUAUAAAGGUUUCGAAGGUUGCAUUCAACGUAUAAACGUGAAUGUAAAGCCAUUGAAUAUGUUGAAACAUAGCAACACGAACGACAUUCACUUUUGCCAUGACAAUGAGGUCUAAAUCUUUGCUAUCACUUAUUAAAAAAAAUACUGAGACUGAUGUGUAUUUUCCAUUUUAUUCAAGAAACGAACAUUUCGUCGUUUUGUUUUUUUGUGAUGUCGCGUCGUUGCAACAAUAAAAAAAAUGAAAGGAAACGAAUCAAACGUAUAAUUGUAAUUGAACGGAUGCUGUAAUCGAUUGAAGAUACUUUUGGUUCGUCUAAAAAAAUUUCAUGUGUAUCAAAGGAACGUAGUACCUUUUCUCGUGCAAUAAUGUUCACUUUUAGACAUAUCACCUAACUCUAUUCCGUAAAUAAAAUCCCAUCAUAACAUAUCUUGAAACCACGCGUUCGAAGUGUAAUUUGCCAAAGAUUAUCUUGGAAAAUCUUCCUUUAUUUUGAUACAUAUGAAAGUUUAAAAUGAAAGGGAAAUGUGUAAAUUAUUCUAGUUAGUAGCAUCAAUAGCCUUAAACUUAGAAAAAUUGACGGAAAGAGACGUGCUUCAGUUUUAAGAGGAAAUGAUAUAUGUAUUGUAUGUUGUUCACCUGCCAUAUUAUAAAUGUAUACCUUCGUAACGGGCAAUAAUUUAAAAAAACUUUGCUGACGAACUGAAUAUUAUAUGUGUAUGUACUUAUAUAUGUAAAUAUUAUUAUACGUUUAGCGUUAUUUACAUGAAAAAGAAAAACUAUAUGUAUGUUGUAUAUAUAUUACCUAAAGAGCUUAAAUAUAAUAUGUAGUAGAAUCUUAGGUACCGAUCGUUAAUCAUCAUAAAGUUUUAGUAUCGUAGGCAAAAUUUAGACAAAAAAAACUGUUUGAGGAUAAAUUAAAAAUGCAAUGAAAACCCAGUAUUUGUAACUUCUAGUAUUGUGUUUUAGCAAUUUUUAUUUAUACAAAAUAAAUGCCACGAAAUAUAUUUUUUUCCUACUAAGAA